AAUGUAGAGCAAAAUGUGUGGGAGGAAUUUUCGUAAAGAGAGAAGAGAUCGAGAAACAAAAUCUAAAAAAUGAAACGGUACCAGUAAAAAUAAUACGACAAAUAGCACACCCACACUAACAAACACUAUAAAUAAAACCACAUAGCGUACUCCAUCAUUUCAAAUUGUAAUCUUCAUUACACACUACACAUAUAACAUAAGCAUGGUUCUGUCAGUGCUGCUGAAUAUUAUGUACCGGCCGCCGGCAAAUUUGGCGGUAACUGCAAUUUCAGUAUUCAAUCUUGUGUCGAUGGCCAUUUCCGGGAGGAUGGAAGUUCAGGGAAAGCAUUUGCAGUACUCUAAGCUCCAAAGUAAUGGUACUAAUAAUAACAAUAAUGAAAACAACAAAAACAAGAAUGUGAAGAUAGUAGAAAAGGCUAAAGUACCGAGUCAACUCGGCAUGUUUGUUAUCUACGCGCCUGCUUUUCUCGCUGGAGUUUCCUCUUUUGCCCUUCGACCCAGUGGCGAUCUCCGGUUUAAUUUGGUUCGUUCUGCUAUCACCACCCAUUUCCUCAAGAGAGUCUUGGAGGUGCUCUUCGUUCACAAAUUUAGUGGGUCGAUGGAUGCGGAAAUAAUGAUCCUACUUUCUGUGAGUUACUUAUUAUCCGCAUUGACAAUGAUCUACAAUCAAGAAUUGGUGCAAGGACUCCCCGAACCCGUUAUUGAUCUUAAAUACGUCGGAAUUGCGAUGUUUUUAUUGGGAAUUGGUGGUAAUUUUUAUCACCAUUUUCUUCUAUCCAAAUUGCGAAAAGACGGCGAAAAAGUGUACCAAAUCCCUCAAGGGGGGCUCUUUUCUUUGGUGAUAUGUCCGCAUUAUUUAUUCGAAAUUUUCGGGUUUUUGGGAAUUUCCUGCAUUUGCCAAACACUCUACCCCUUGUGUUUUACUGUGGGAUCAGUUUUCUACUUGAUGGGAAGGAGUUAUGCCACUAGAGAAUGGUAUGAGUCAAAAUUUGAAGAUUUUCCCAAAGAAGUCAAAGCAUUGAUUCCUUACAUUUUCUAGCUAGUGACAAAGAAAAUAAGAGCAUGUAAUAGCUCUUAGACUCAAUAUUGAUGUUUCUAUUAUAGUUUGAAUCCGGUCGAAGUGGUCCAAACGUGACCUAGUCAAUUGUUCGGUUCUAUGUUUUCAACCGAUUUUGAAAAUAAUAUAUUUUAUUAGUCUAUUGUUAUGGCCUCCCAUUUGGGAUUUGGAACAUUAUAUUUACGGCAAAUUAUAAAAAUCCCUCUCAUGUUUAUGCAAUUACGAAAACCCCCCUCUGACAGUGUUUGACC
Molecule: messenger RNA, 1308 nt
Organism: Erythranthe guttata (spotted monkey flower)
Lineage: Eukaryota; Viridiplantae; Streptophyta; Magnoliopsida; Lamiales; Phrymaceae
Source: RefSeq, a predicted model, not a curated record